GCGCACCUGGCGGCGCGGGGCGGGGCGGCCCCGGCGCUCAGAGCCGGGCCCCGCUGUCGGGGCUGCAGCGCGGAGUCGGCCCGGCCCCAUGCCGAGCGCCGCCGCCGUCCAGCCCCAGCCAUGGGCGGCUGCGUGGGGCGGCAGCGCCGGGAGCGGCCCGCCGCUGGCAACACCCGCAAGCGAGCAGGCCGCAAUGAGCCCCUGAAGAAGGAGUGUCCCAAGUGGAAAAGCGACUACCCCAUGACGGAUGGGCAGCUGCGCAGCAAACGGGACGAGUUCUGGGACACGGCACCUGCCUUCGAGGGCCGCAAGGAGAUCUGGGAUGCUCUGAAGGCAGCUGCCUACGCCGUGGAGGCCAACGACCACAGCCUGGCUCAGGCCAUCCUCGAUGGAGCCAGCAUCACCCUGCCCCACGGGUCCCUGACGGAGUGCUACGAUGAGCUGGGCAACCGAUACCAGCUGCCUGUCUACUGCCUGUCACCUCCUGUCAACCUGAUCCUGGAGCGGAGCGAGGAGGAGGCAUCAGAGCCGGCUGAGCCCCAGCCCAAUGCCCGGCGGGAGUUCGCCCUCAAGGUGCGGCUGUCCACGGGCAAGGACCUGCGGCUCAGUGCCAGCAUGGGCGACACCAUCGGGCAGCUGAAGAAGCAGCUGCAGGCACAGGAGGGCAUCGACAUGGCCUGGCAGCGCUGGUUCUUCUCAGGCAAGCUGCUCACCGACCGCACACGGCUGCAGGAGACCAAGAUCCAGAAGGAUUUUGUUGUGCAAGUGAUCGUCAACCAGCCCCUGCCACCCAGGAACUGAGCUACCCCACACUGGUUGUGGGGCGAGGGCAGGGAGCUGGGGGCAGCGGCACCACUGGGGAUGCCCCAGGCCAUGUCUCAGCCCUGCCCGAGCUGG
Messenger RNA from Pezoporus flaviventris, 897 nucleotides. It is a transcript of the gene UBTD1, whose product is annotated as ubiquitin domain containing 1. Lineage: Eukaryota; Metazoa; Chordata; Aves; Psittaciformes; Psittacidae. The transcript is spliced from 3 exons. Gene Ontology annotation, molecular function: protein binding. The record is from RefSeq and is a predicted model, not a curated record. The coding region runs from base 121 to 801 and encodes 226 amino acids.